GCCUUUAUGCGGCGGUCAUGUCUUAAAGAAAAUGCAUUUUUCCUUUGGCUGGCCUCUUUAUUCCGUUCCUUUUUUAGGUAUAUUUUAAGUUGGAGAAACGAGGCAAGUUCAAAAUCCGGGUGAGCAGAAGGACGUUUGUUGAAAAGAGAAGGACGAUGUCGAUUUCACCUUUUCUGUAAAGUUCUAUGGACCCUAAGCUGAUUUUGUGGAUGCCAUGUUCGCUCGUACCCUUUCCCGCUACCAUUUCUCCACUCGUGCCACACUCAAUUUGAAUAAUACAAUCAACGGCUACCUCCGUAACGGAAAUUUAAACGCUGCCCGCCAAGUUUUCGAUGAAAAUCCUGAGUCCAGAAACAUUGUCUCCUGGAAUUCAAUAAUUACUGGAUACACGAGGCACAACCGUUGGCGACGUGCAGAAGAGUUGUUCGGCCAAAUGCCCCAGAGGGACGUUGUUUCAUGGAACACCAUGCUUUCUGGCUUCCGCCAGGCCAACCACCCAGAAAAAUCUUACCAGUAUUUCAUGAAAAUGACUAGGGCCGGCGACAAACCCAAUGAACUUACUUUUGCAGUCUUGAUUAGCGCAUUCUUGAACACGGGUUACAGUUUCUUGACCCCUCAGCUUCACUGUCGAGUGCUUUCUUCGGGAUUGAAUCUGAAUGAUUCUCUUGGAUCAGCAUUGAUGAGAGGUUACCUAGAUUUGGGCGAUCGAGAAGGGUUGUGUCGAGUGUUUGAUGAGAUUUUGGUGAAAGACGUGGCGCCUUGGAACGUGUUGAUUCUUGGUUUUAUGGAAUUUGGGCUAACAAGUGAAGCUAAGAGGGCAUUUUAUCUGAUGCCCGAGAAGAAUGCUUUCUCGUGGAGUACUCUCAUUAAUGGGUAUGUCAAGAAUAAGAUGCUAAGCGAAGCCCGCUCUGUUUUGGAUACGAUGAAUGAGAAUGAUGUUGUUUGUUGGACUGCAAUGAUAAAAGGGUAUGUACAGUGGGAAGAUUUUUGGGAGGCUUUGGAAUUGUUUAUCUUGAUGCUAAACUCGGGGCCCAGGCCUAAUCACUUCACAUUCUCAUGCGUGCUAGAUGCCUGUGCAGGCUGCUCUUCUCUCCUCAUAGGCAAUCAAGUUCACUCAUGUAUCCUUAAGGUUGGUACAGUGCUUGAUGUCAUCUUGUCGACUUCCCUUCUUGACAUGUAUGCGAAGUGCGGGGAUAUUGAGGCAGCGUAUUAUAUAUUUCAAUCCAUGUCAGAAAAGAAUCUGGUCUCCUGGAAUUCUAUAAUUGGUGGAUAUGCAAGGCACGGUCUUGCGAAAAGAGCAUUGCAAGAAUUCGAGAGAAUGGUGAAGGAAUCAACCAACCCUGAUGAAAUUACUUUUAUUAAUGUCCUUUCGGCUUGUGGGCAUGGAGGAAUGGUUGAAGAGGGUGAACGGAUAUUUAACUCCAUGAAUUCAAAAUAUGGUGUAAAACCAGGGAUUCAGCAUUUUGCUUGCAUAGUGGAUUUGUAUGGAAAAGCUGGGCAGCUCAAGAAAGCAGAGGAAUUUGUUAGGGGAAUGCCUUUUGAGCCUGAUGUGGUUGUAUGGGGGGCAUUGCUUGGGGCCUGUGGCCUACAUUCUUGUUUGGAAAUUGGCGAGUCUGCUGCCAGCAGAAUUUAUAAAUUGGAGCAAGACCAUCCUGCUGUGUAUGCAAUGCUAUCCAAGAUGCACGGUGAAAAUGAAGUAUGGAAUACCGUAGCUCAGAUGAAGAAGAUGAUAAGAGUUAAGCGUGCUAGGAAACAGAAGGCUGGUAGUUGGAUUGAAUCUUAAACUUGUCUAGUCUGUCCUUUCACAUUUUAAUUCCUGGUUAUUUGGGUUAAUUUCUGGGCAUGUUGUGAAUCAGUUACAAGGGGAUGUGGUAGCUUGAGUUAGGGCUGUGGUUGUGGUUUCAGGGCCUGUCGAGCAGCAGAGGUUUUCACUUAGACGCAUCAGAUUUCCAGCUCCAUCAUCUUUUCCAGCUUUAAGAUCCCUACUGUUCAACGGAGACAGAACAAAACAUUUAAUAGCUGAUACACAUUCUUCAGUUUCCUGGUAUUCCAUGCAACGCAUCCUGAGCCUCAAACCAUAAUAGUUUUCAUCCCUGAUGCAAGUAUUUCGGGUCAGAAGUCGACGCCUACUGCUUUGGUUUGAACUAGGCAUGACAUGUUUGUUUGUAUUUUUUUGCUAAAGCAAACGCAUUGUCCAUUGACUCUUGUUAAAUGAUAUGGAUGAAAGGGCUUUUCUUCC
This is a messenger RNA of Coffea arabica (coffee), 2239 nucleotides long. Its product is annotated as pentatricopeptide repeat-containing protein At2g21090-like. The record is from RefSeq and is a predicted model, not a curated record. NCBI's taxonomy places the organism in Eukaryota, Viridiplantae, Streptophyta, Magnoliopsida, Gentianales, Rubiaceae. Gene Ontology annotation, molecular function: RNA binding; protein binding. Gene Ontology annotation, biological process: RNA modification.